Myotis brandtii (Brandt's bat) is the source of this 5591-nucleotide messenger RNA. RefSeq names its product cadherin-like and PC-esterase domain containing 1 (gene CPED1). Lineage: Eukaryota; Metazoa; Chordata; Mammalia; Chiroptera; Vespertilionidae. The record is from RefSeq and is a predicted model, not a curated record. The transcript has 22 exons. The coding region runs from base 712 to 3783 and encodes 1023 amino acids.
CACAGAACUUUGAGCUUGAAACGCAAUGCAAUCAAGUCACAGGCAAAAACCCUAACAGGAGCCCUGUCCAUUCAAACCGUUCAUUCCGCUUUUAUGUUAAAAGCCAUAAGUGCUUCCAGGAAAGUGGCGAUUUGAAACGGAAUGAAGGGAAGCAGUUAGGGAACUUGGAAGCUUUUAAAGCCGGAGGAAAACUGGGGAGCUGCUCGGGCGAGCUGGCGCCCCCCUCCCCCCCCCCACCCCAGUGCACCACGGGCGCUUUGCGUUUUAAGCGACUGCACUCUUCAGCGCGGUUUGGAGGUUCCAGAUGGGCCCUGGGGGUGUCUUCUGUUUUCCUGUGAUGUCGUCACUGUGAGUGGAAGGAGGUGGUGGAAAUAAGGCAUUGCCGGAAGCAACAGUUUGGCAGCCUGGGGUCCACUCGGGUUCUUAGUUACCACUAUUCCUAUUUGGAUGUCUUCUUAAAAUGAUUGUUAUUUAACCCAGGCCAGCCCACUUCUUACUGUCACCCAUGGAAGGGCUCUUAGCAACCGACUCAGACUUCUGGGACCUAUAAUUCUUUGGCAUGAUUCUUCGGAAAGUUCUUGAGCGGGAUGGAGCAAUCUUCACUUAAGCUGUGGAAAAAGGAGGCGGAUUUGUGUUCUUCAUGCUGACAAGGGAUAGCUGCUAUGACUUUUCCGGCAACGUGGACAGGGGCCAAGGGCAGCUGAACUGGUCAUGGUCUGUCGUCCAGGGUUCCUUUGUCGUCGGCGAUUUUGCCCCCGGCCCUUCUUGGUGGGCUUGGUGGUGGCCAUCUGUCUCUUCUACCAGAGCCUGACACUCCGAGGGACGAGGAAGCUGGCAGCCACUGUGCCCGGGGCUGCCCCCCACACACCCUCUGAAACCCAGGCGAGCAGAUGCAAGAGAAGACUCUCUGUGGACGAACGGUGCUUCUUUCUCCCUGGCAAUGCCCCGGAAAUCAGAAAGAUGGAAGAAUCCAUGGAGACCCACUUUGGCAGCCAUGGCAGAAGGGCCAUACUCUACAGGCCUCCCUCCUACAGCACAGUGGAGCUCCGGGUCCACCAGCACAUUCUCGCUCAGCUCGGUUACACAGUGGUCAUCACUGAAGAGAGGUCCGGUCCUGACCUUGGGCUGGAGCUCCUAGGAAAAGGUGAUUUGGGCUCUUGGGAUCUGCUCAUUUGCCUGUCUUCUAGGAAAGCUGCUGGAAAUCCCUGCAUAUCCAAGGAAGAUGUGUGCCAGUUAAGUUUACAUCAAAAGGUAAACAUAUUACCAGAAAUACAGCAUCAGCUUUGCAGAAAGGAAGGCUUAUGUCAAAUAAUUCAAAGAUUUCCAGAACUGCAACUUCCGGUGAGCCCCUCUGUGUGUUUGGACCAGAGCACACAAUUCAAGCUGAGCUCGUGGAGUCACCUUUUAAAAACCGUGAAGCCGCCUAUGUGGAAACCAUGGGCCUGGAGACGUGAACAGCUGGAUCAAACAACAGUCCUCGCUCCACAUGAGACCAUAUUUAGAACCGAAGAUCUAUCUGUGAUUCUUAAAGCAUAUGUGUUGGUGACAUCCUUAACCCCUUUGCGUGCGUUCAUUCAUUCGACUGGCAUGGUUUGGAAUCCACCUAAGAGAAAACGCUUCACUGUCAAGCUGCAAACCUUUUUUGAGACAUUCCUGAGGGCCAGUUCGCCUCUCCAGGCUUUGGAUAACAUGAAGGAAGCAAUCAGCAAACUCCUGCUGGCAGCCGAAGCUUUUAGCCAAACGUCUCCUCUGGGACCGAAGGCCUUCCACAGAUGCAGCUUAUGUUUUCAACUUUUAACUUUUGACAUUGGUUAUGGGAGUUUCACAACCCCUAUGGUGCUCCAGGUGCAUGGGAAUUUACAUUUUCAAGAUGACGAUAAUAUGGAUUUUGAGGACCAAAACACAGAAGAAUUUCUUUUAAAAGACACUUUCAAUUUUCUCUUCUUGAAUGACUCUUCACUUUCCAUAUUCUCUGAGAUAUUUCAGAGACUCUACAGAUCAGCCGUAUCCAAGGGUGAAAACUACAAAAAGGAACUGAAUCGAUGCCUAUCUUUAGAGGAGAUUAAUUCAAUUAUGACUUUCAUAAAGGAACUUGGGAGCUUGGGGCAAUUCCAACUGCUCUUUCCAUCAACUUCUCCCGGGAUUCAGUCUUGGAUGCGUGAAUUUUAUGACACUGCAAAUCCUAUGGGAAAAGCUCGUUCAGUCCUGACCCAACACUCCUCUCUUUUAAAUGUUUUUGAGCAAUUUCAGCUCCUGAAUAAAAAGGCACAGUUACAUCCAUUGGAAUGUCAAGACCUGUAUGUUCUCAUCCUGGACCUCGCUAUUGGCGUUUCUGUUUACUUUGUUGUGGUUCAACAAAUUAUGAAUGCAACCAUAGAAGUGCAUUGCAGCAAUGAUGAAGACAUACAAUGUCAUAUCAAGCAGAUCUUCACACAGCCACAUUUGGAACUAAGUCCGGAAUUUAACCCGAAGAUCAAAGAUUAUUACUCUGAAGUCCCUUUUGAUGUGGUAACCGUGACAAUUGGAGUGGAGACUUCUAACUGUCAGUGCAAGGUGUACCUGCAUGAACGGGCAGGGCCAAGCUUUGCCAACUACCCACUGGGCUUAGGAACAAACAGAAUCUCAAUGCUUGUGGUGGAUGAAUCUCCGGCACAGGGUGAGACCCUGAUCACGUACAAACUCACCAUCUAUCGAGAAGACCGUCCAAGUCUGCCCUUGUUUGAGGACUUUAUGGCAUGCGGUUUUGUGCAGGAUUGUGGUUUGCUGAUUCACCCGGAGGAAGCCUGUGGGUUACAGCCUAUUUCUUCUGACUACAUUGAAGCCAUUUCACAGCCCAAACUAAAAACUUGUCCAUCUGGGGACACAAAAGGCCAAUGGAUCAUGCCUUGCCUUAGUUGUUCAGACAACCGGACCUGUGACUGGAGAGAAAUAACGUGGCAGCCCCACAACUGCCAGUAUGGUGUGCUCACUAAGCCUCAGCUGCAGCAGUGCCUGGGAGCAAGGAAGAUUCUUUUCAUUGGCGAUUCAACCAACAGAGGGAUGAUGUACUAUCUGAUUGAAAGACUGAACGAAACCUUGCAGGAAUGGCAGAAGGUGCAUGGCACUAAGUUCUACCACAAUGUCAAUGGUGGGAAGACUUUGAUCAGUUAUUCCUACUAUCCUCAGUUCUGGAUAAGCCCUUCAUUGAGACCAACGUUUGAAAAGGCCCUUGAGCAUCUCUUGCAAAGAUCACGUCCUCUGGAGAAUUCGGGCCAGACUGUAUUGGUCGUUGGUGGUGUUCAGUGGCUUAAUUCCAAUCAUCUGCAAAUUAUUCACAAGGUUCUAAAGAGGGAAAAUUUACUCAAUAUCCUUGUGAUCAUCAAAACUUUGGGAAUCGGAUUUCAUCUGCCAGUGGAUGGAGUGCAUUUCUUAACACAGAGGGAAGUUCAGAACUUAUGGAAAGAAAAUGUGAUUAUUCUGGACACUGCAAAGAAGUAUGGCUACGAAGUGGUGGACACCUUCACUAUAACCAUGGGGCGCUACAAAGAGUUUUUCCAGGGAGCCUGUGGCUGCCAUUUCCAUGAGGUAGUGAAGUCCAAGUUAUCCAAAGAAAAUCACUUGAUUAAAAUAAAACGAUCAAGAAAUCAUACUGUGGGAAAAUAUUUCAGCAACCAGAGCAAACUACAGCAGCAGCAAGACUCCCUAAUAAACGUUCAAUCGCCGUAUCACGUCCGAGGUCCGAUUAAUCAGGUUUGCUCUGAAAUCCUUCUCAGCAGGAUGUGCGCGGAGAAAGGAGCUGCGUAGACUCCCUGAUGGGGACUGAAUUUGCAACUGAAGACAAACCACUAACCUGGAUGAUCGUCUAAGACCCACAACCUGUGCAUCGUGUGUAUUUUAGACUGACUACCUGCCUUCAUGCACACCAGCACACAGUUACACACCAAUGCACACGUAGCUUUUUUUAAAAAAAAGUAAUAACACUUUGUUCCUACCACUUUAUAAAGUCAAGAUGUGCACUUAAAAAUCAGCUGGUUUUCCAUGUGAAAGACAGAGCCAGGAAAAGGUUACUCAACAUACAAUAUGGACAAGAACCACUGUGGGCUAGGGAUUGCAUUGUGAUAAUAAAAAGAAAUGCAGGCACUUAAAUUAUGGGAGAAAGGCUAAUGCGUUGAGCGUUGUGUUAUAUUCUCUAUUGGCCUGUGAAUAUGGAGAAGGGUAAAAAGGCAAUUACAUUCCACUUGCAAGUAGGGACUGCGCUUGCGUCCUUCACCAGGAGAAAACGCGGCGUUAAUGUGGCUUCGGCUUUGUGAAUCUAAUGCUUACGAAAAACAGUUUUCCUAUGCUUUUUAAGGUUUAUAACUGAAAGGAAAAGAAUAGGAAUGUUCCACAAGGGAAUUCAAAUGGAUUCUAUGAGAUGAGAAGUGUAACAUUUGACCGUUAAAACACCAGUAUGUUUGACUUUGCACUCUUUGUAAUUUUCAGAAACAUUCCCUCCUCUCCUGCCCCUGAACUUGGAUGGGUAACUGCAGACUAAGUUGAUUAAAUGUGUGAUUUUUAAGUGCGAAACAAAAUAUAGUUCCCCAUGUAUUACUUUGUUUCAUUGACAGUAUUACUUCAGAAAGCUUUGGUUUGCCAAUAGAGCCCUGUGUAAUGUAAGGUUACAAUUACAUUUUAUGUAAAUAUUUUGCAAAGGAUUAGGCAUUCUCAAGUGCAUAGGCAUUUAUUUCCAUAAAGCACUUGUACAUGUCCACGAAUACUCCUAUGUUACUAGUAACUAUAUUUUUAUUUUCCUGAACAACUGUAUCUAAUUCAAAUUUAGAGUAGGCAUAAAUUAAAUUAUUUUUUAUUAAAACUGUGGCAUACAUAUAAAACACACCUAAUUCUAGUAUUUAGAACUUUUUCUUCUAUAUUUUCAUUUCAAAAUAGUAAAUUUCUUUAUUUUACAAAUGCUUUGUUGUGAGAUAACAUCUCACAGUAACAAUGGUUUUUAAAGAAUUAAUUUCCUUUUGGGGGGCGGGGGGGAGAAAGAGCUGAGAAGGUUAAUUCAACACAUGGCUGAAAUUACCAAGUGUACAAAUACCUCAAUUUUACUACCUUACGAAACAUAAAACUAUUUUGAUCAAUGAGUUCCUUAGUAUGAAUAUCCACCUCCUUUAAAUACUCUAUUUUUAUAUAUAUUUUUAUAUGAAAGUAAACAUGACUUUAUAUUUAACUGCCUUAAAUUAUAUUUAAGCACAAAUAUCACUUGAUAUAAGCAAUACAUAUCUGCAUCUGAUAGAUGAUAGAUUUUUAAAAAGAAUGGUACAGAAUUCACUUUAAAGUGAACGUUUUUUUUUCUAAUAUCUGCAGCUAUACACAUGCACCAUUUUUAGGUUUUUCCAUCAUUUUUUAAUGAAAUAAGAUGUUGCCAAUUCAUGCAGCCUCUCUCUCAAGUUUUAACAUAUUACAUUCUCUGUAACAGGAUAUAGCCAGUGCCUGAUUCUUGCAAUUUACUGUCAACAUAAUUGCAAUAACUGUCUACCUGAGGUUUGUCUGGCAUUUAGCUCUUCACCAUUGAAAUAAUAAUGGAUUUAAGACACAAUUGUAAUAACGUUAUUAAUAAAUGUCUUAGU